AAGCUCUUGCUUUCGAUAAUUAAUCGAUAACUCUUGUUUAUUAUUCAGUAACGAUGAGAAUAAAACAGCUGUUGGUAAACAAAUAGGUCUUGAAAGUUAAAUAAUCUGAUAAUUAUGGCUGCAUCGCGAUCACGUCGUGCAAAUGCGGGUAAUAAAAUAGCAAAACUUUUGAAUGAAGAGGAGGAAGAUGAAUUCUACAAAACAUCCUAUGGUGGCUUUCAGGAAGAGGAGGAAGAUAAUGAAUAUGUUCAAAAAGAAGAGGAGGAAGACGUUGUGGAUUCCGAUUUUAGUAUUGACGAAAAUGACGAGCCAAUUUCAGAUGCAGACAAUGAGCCGGAGAAAAAAAAGAAACGCGGUGGCGUGAAUACAAAAGCUUAUAAAGAACCUAAACCAGUGGUAAAAAAGGAUGCAGCCGGCAUACCAAAAAGAAAGACGACGAAAAUAGUGAAAAGACCGCGACCUAAGUUUACUGUAAUCGAUUCGGGUCGGAAGUCCAUAAGAGCAUCAACUGCCAUAAAAACACAGGCAACUAAAAUACGUUUAAAGGAAAUGGAUGAUGCGCGUAAGAAGAAGAAACGCGUUAAAAGGGUAGAGGAAUACAUGCCAACUCAGGAGGAACUGUUAGAAGAAGCAAAAAUAACCGAAGAGGAGAAUAUAAAGUCAUUGGAAAAAUUUCAAAAAAUGGAAUUGGAAAAGAAAAAAACACGUCCUACUAAACGCGUGUACACGGGGCCUAUGAUUCGGUAUCAUUCAAUGACUAUGCCAGUGAUGCGUAAAGCAACCAGAGGAGCGUCAGAAACCACAGACGCCUCCUCGAAAUGUGAACGUACGUUCAUAACACUCGAAAAUGACCUCAAUGACAAAGUUUUCCAAUCUGUUUUUAAGCCGAAACGUUUGAAUGCUAAUUCUGGCUACCUAUGCCCGAUAACAAAAUUACCCGCGCGCUACUUUGAUCCGGUAACCCAGCAACCGUAUUACAGCAUGCAGGUCUUCAAGAUUUUACGGGAAGCCUAUUACCUGCAGUUGGAAGAGCGUGGUAACAGCGAUAAUCCCGAUGUGGCUAAGUGGUUGGAAUGGCGGAAAAUCGUUAAAGAGAAUCGCGCUAAAGCUGCCGCAAGCAAAUCGAGCGCGAGUACAUAAUAUUUAUGUAAAAAGCUAUUAAUAAGCAUUAAAAUAAUCACUUUAUUAUUUUUAAAACAUUCUCAGUUUUAUUCAGUUGGCACAUUGAAAUCGUAAUAGUUCUACAUACAUACAUUAAUGUAUAUUUAUCAACACUAAAAUGCAAAAUAGCAUGUUUAUCAAAUACAAUCAGACAAAAUUAUGUAUUUUAUCGAAAUAUUGUUUGUAAUAGUUAAGUUAACAAAUUAAUAUAGUAUUGAAGUAUAAACUCGCAUC
This is a messenger RNA of Ceratitis capitata (Mediterranean fruit fly), 1395 nucleotides long. RefSeq names its product vacuolar protein sorting-associated protein 72 homolog (gene YL-1). Gene Ontology annotation, molecular function: ATP-dependent H2AZ histone chaperone activity. The record is from RefSeq and is a predicted model, not a curated record. NCBI's taxonomy places the organism in Eukaryota, Metazoa, Arthropoda, Insecta, Diptera, Tephritidae. Gene Ontology annotation, cellular component: nucleus. Bases 115 to 1140 code for a protein of 341 amino acids. Gene Ontology annotation, biological process: regulation of DNA-templated transcription; chromatin remodeling. The transcript has 6 exons.